Molecule: messenger RNA, 778 nt
Organism: Astrephomene gubernaculifera
Lineage: Eukaryota; Viridiplantae; Chlorophyta; Chlorophyceae; Chlamydomonadales; Astrephomenaceae
Source: the annotation of a GenBank genome assembly
AGGCCGGAGAUGUUGGGUCCGGAUGAAGGCGUCAUUGAGCUGCGAGACUGCAGGCACCCCAACGUGGAGGUGCAGGACGGUGUCAGCUUCAUCCCCAACGACUGCCUCAUGCGGCGCGGGGAGAGCUGGUUCCAGAUCAUCACCGGACCCAACAUGGGCGGCAAGUCCACCUACAUUCGCCAGGUGGGCGUGUCCGUGCUGCUAGCCCAGGUGGGGUGCUUCGUGCCCUGCAGCUCCGCGCGCAUCUCCGUGCGCGACUCGCUCUUCUGCCGGGUGGGGGCGGGCGACUGCCAGAUGCGGGGGGUGAGCACCUUCAUGGCGGAGAUGCUGGAGACGGCGGCCAUACUGAGGGGAGCCAGCAGCCACUCACUAGUCAUUAUCGACGAGCUGGGUCGCGGCACCUCCACCUACGACGGCUUCGGGCUGGCGUGGGCCAUCAGCGAGCACCUGGCGGGGCCGCACGUGGGGGCACCCACCCUGUUCGCCACACACUUCCACGAGCUCACGGAGCUGCGGGCGGAGGUGGGGGUGAAGAACAUGCAGGCUGCAGCCAUGAUCGACCCCGCCACCCGCCGCCUCACCAUGCUGUACUCCAUUCGGGACGGCGCGUGCGACCAGUCGUUCGGGGUGCACGUGGCGGAGAGCGCGGGGUUCCCCAAGGAGGUGGUGGCGAUGGCCAACGAGCGGCUCAAGCAGCUGGAGGCGGGGCAGGCGCAGGUUCGCGGCCCCGCGGCCAAGCGCCAGCGCACGGAGCAAGAGGGCGGGGGGCAGCAGCAGG